Messenger RNA from Siniperca chuatsi (mandarin fish), 4491 nucleotides. It is a transcript of the gene lrrtm1, whose product is annotated as leucine rich repeat transmembrane neuronal 1. The record is from RefSeq and is a predicted model, not a curated record. Gene Ontology annotation, cellular component: plasma membrane. The transcript has a single exon. The coding region runs from base 1253 to 2830 and encodes 525 amino acids. Gene Ontology annotation, molecular function: protein binding. NCBI's taxonomy places the organism in Eukaryota, Metazoa, Chordata, Actinopteri, Centrarchiformes, Sinipercidae.
GAGGAGGGAAGAGGGGAGAGAGAGGAAGAGGAGGGGAGCAGCAUGAAAAAGUGAGUGAGCGAUCAAGGGAAAGAGAGCAAGAGAGUGAGGGAAAGAGAGCGAGCACUCUGAAUUGUGAGUGGCUUACGACACUCAGUGAACAGAAGGUCCUUCUGCAUGCGCUGUCAGUGUACUGCCCUGCUGCAAGGGAUUGCGCGCUCCUUUGCUUUCCACAUUUACCGCCCCUGCCUGCCUACCAGCACCAGCCUUCAGCAGCCUCUUCCAGCUGGCUGAGAAAACACCCGGAGAGCAAGGCAGUGAACGAAAACUGCAAGCCACAGGGGCUGCAAGCGGCUUCUUACCCGAGAUGAGCCACUGAGAUGACAAGGAAUACUGUUACACAAGAAAACAGUGUACAGGGUUCACCUCUUUAAAUCCUUUUUUUCCCCUUGCAUCCGUCACUGAAAGCAUGAUUACCCGCUUGAAUGGAUUUCAACCUUACAAGUCAGUGAUUGCUUCCAGAGAUGGACAAUAAUACGCGUUGACAGAUCUGCUGAAACUUAAGCAGGAAGGGGAGGAGAAAAGAGCAAGACAGAUAUUUAAAAAGAUUUUUCCUUGGUCUUUUUUUUCUUUCUCUGGUUGUCUCUUCUCCCCUCUGAUCAUUGCAGCAGAGGACUGCGGAGGAGCAAAAGAGACAGAGCUCAUGCAUGCAGACAGGGGAACUUGCACUUCCUACCAUCUCGCUGAAAGCUACUUGGAUUCCUUCUCUUUCUGGCUCUUUCACUUGAGGAGAACUAAGACAUUGUAAGCCUGCCAAGGAUCUGGUGUCCACUGAAAAGAGAGAAGGGAGGGGGGAGAAUUUGUACCACAGUGGGGUCUUUUUUAGAUUCGCACAUAAUUAGUGUUGGGGCACAAAGCGAGACGCUGAAUGGAGAUUGUCAGCUUUUGGAUAGGGGUGAGUAGAAAUCUUUUCAAAUAAGAUCGAUCAAUGAGGACAAUUUAAUUUUUUUUUUAUCCCCUCUACUCUCCACCCACUGCUUGAUAUCUAACAUAAGCAGAGACUUGCCCUUUAUCCUUUGCAUUUUCGACAAGGAUUCCCUUGGUUGACAAAAUAAAAGAAAUAUAAUCAUCGGCUACAGCUAUAAUACAAAAACGGAACGAAACAGAUUAUUAAAUUAAUUUAAUAUGAUGUAAUAAAUAUGAUGUGAUAGGUGCAAAAACAAUAUCCAGAGUGGUUCAAUGGACAUUUUCUCAGUGGCAUCCCUGGAUAUUUAUGCUAAUGGAUUUCCUUCUAAUUGGACUGUACUUAAAGUGGCCACUGAAGAAGCCCCCUGGGUUGAUACUGUGUUUAUUGGGCAUUUUUCUGAGAACGGUUCCCUUGGUAGAGGGGGUUUGUCCAAGGCUGUGCCGCUGCGACAGCAAGCUGCUGUACUGCGAGGGGCUCAACCUUACAGACAUUCCCCGCAAUCUGAGCAGCGCCAUGGGCCUGUCCAUGAGAGAGAACAACUUGACUGAGCUUCGUGAAGGCCAACUGGCUGGUCUGUCACAGCUCACCUGGCUCUUCCUAGAUCACAACAACAUUGACAUUGUAGAGGAGGGUGCAUUUGACAGGCUAAGACGGGUCAAGGAAUUAGACCUCAGCAGCAACCGGAUUGAGAGUCUGCCAAAUGCUACCUUUAGGCCCCUCCCAAACUUGCGUAUCCUGGACCUCUCAUACAACAGGCUGCAGGUACUAGAGCCUGACCUGUUCCACGGCCUUAGAAAGCUAACCAAUUUGCAUUUGCGCUACAAUGCUCUCAAAUUUGUGCCAGUGCGGAUUUUUCAAGACUGCCGGAGCAUGCAGUUUCUGGACUUAGGAUACAACCAACUGCAGAGCCUGGCACGAAACUCCUUCGCUGGUCUCUUCAAGUUGACUGAGUUGCAUCUUGAGCACAAUGAGCUAGUUAAAGUCAACCUAGCCCACUUCCCUCGCCUCAUCUCUUUACGUACUCUGUACAUGCACAACAAUCAUGCCACUAUUGUUGUCAAUACACUUGACUGGACAUGGCAUUUUUUAGAGAAGAUUGACCUGUCAGCCAAUGAAAUCGAAUACAUUGAGCCACAUGUUUUUGAGAGCGCACCUAACCUUAAGGUGCUGAUGCUAGACUCCAAUCGGUUGACCUCUGUGGACCAGCGCAUCCUGGAUUCGUGGUCAUCUCUGGACAGCAUUACCCUGGCAGGGAAUGACUGGGAGUGCAGUCGCAACGUGUGUGCCUUGGCCACUUGGCUGAGUGCCUUCCGAGGCCAGCGUGACAAUUCCCUGCUGUGUUCAAGCCCCGACACCGCACAGGGCGAGGAUGUGUUGGAUGCUGUCUAUGCUUUUCAGCUAUGUGAGGAUCACCCAAUGGAGGUUACUACAGCAGGCCUGUAUGCCUCUACAAGGGAUCUGUCCCAGGGUGGCUCUGUUUUCCUGGGCCCAUUUACUCCCAACCCUUAUGAGGGUGAGGGUAGUGAGGUGGUCACCAGUUCAUUCACUGUCACAGUGGGCCAUGAUGACCUGGAGAGCACCAUGCAGAUCCACAAGGUGGUGACUGGGACCAUGGCACUCAUAUUUUCCUUUCUCAUCAUAGUGCUCAUGUUGUAUGUGGCAUGGAAGUGCUUUCCAGCUGGAAUAAGACAACUGAGGCAGUGCUUCAGCAGUCAACGCCGUAAGCAGAAGCAAAAGCAAAGCAUGCAGCAGAUGGCUGCAAUUUCUACACCGGAGUACUAUGUUGACUAUAAACCUAACCACAUUGAGGGAGCUCUGGUAAUCAUCAAUGAAUAUGGCUCUUGCACUUGCCAACAGCAACCUUCUCGGGAAUGUGAGGUGUGACCCUGCUUUGUGAGUACGUCUUUACCUGUGAUUAUCUGGAUAUACAGUACAUCCCUUUUUUGGAUACACUGGGGAGGGGAAUAUUGCGGGACAGAAGGAAUAAAGGAAUCUUUUGGACACUUUUUAGACAGAAUCUCACUGUGAUGUGGAAGGAGUAUGCUUUAUGCGACUGACUAUUUUGCGGUGGAUUUACUGCUACUGCUAUCUACUGCAGAUUUGAAGCCACAGGGCAUAAUGGUGACUCUUGGACCUGUUGAUGUUCUACAGAAACACAGAGAGGAAUACAUUGUGGGCACUAAGGCUUUUCUCUCAUGGGUGGAUAUUUGAGCUUUAAUGUGUCUUUCUACUUCAGGACAUUUAAUUAUUGUUUAAAAACAAACUGGGGACACACAAAAGAAGAAAAAAGAAAAAAAACAUUUGUAUUAUGGUAAACACAAUAUUUGACAAGCAUUUAAAAUAUUAAAAAAAAACAUGUUUAAGUUGGAUUAAAAUGUAAAAUUAAAAGUCUGUGUAAAAUAUGUUAAAAGAAGAAGUGCAAGUGUGGACAAAAAAUGAUACAAGAUAAUCUAUUUCUUUUGUAAACUACAAAAAAUGUUUAAAUAAAUGAAUUGCUAUUCACAGUAAACUCAUUUGUACGUGAGAGGCCUGUCAGAAAGGAUGAAUGACAAUAGACGCAGUCUUUGCGCUCGAGGACUGGAGAGCCAUGUCUCUGCAGUGUAUCGAACCAAAAGAAUAAAAUGAAAUACAAAAAAAAUAAAUAAAUAAAAGGGGCAGAGGGAUAUCUGCAUCUCAUCUCCAAUGUAAAAUCCAUGGUCUGAAUUUUAGAUCUCUUCUCUGUUUUAACUCUCAUAGUUGUUGUUUCAUCAUUCACUGUGUUGGCUCGCUAUGAGUGUAGUUUCUUUCCCCCUUUCCAUUGCUUAUCUAAGAAUAGAUUCAAAUGAUCUAUUACAUUUUAAUCGGUUAGCAUACUUUCAUAUUAUUAUAUCACUAUUUGAGUACCAUCCAAGUAAAGAAAGCAGACUGUCAAAGAUCUAAUUUCAUUGCCUGUCACUCUUUGGCUUUCACAGAGGAGCGAGGCCUCCUUUCACUGAAUCAAGCACACUAAAGACAACAAUCAUUGAAACCAUGCAUACAUAAAUCCAAAUACAAUUUCAAAUUGUAUCAGAAUCAUUGAAGAAAUUAUCCAGCAGUUUAAAGAAAGAUUUGCACAUACAGUAUUCUUCACUGUGUUUUCAUGUGAUGUAAAAUGUUUGUUGAAUACAAGGCCAUUUUGAGGUGUAUAUAUAUCCUUCUUCCUCUGGUGUUCAUUGUGUAAGUUAGUGCACUGACAGAUAUUGUGUUUCCUGGGUCCUUUGAAAUGAACAGUAUGUUGUAUAAGAGGGGGGGCAGUGAGAGAGAGAUGGAGGAUCACAACGACUGCAGAAAGAGGGAACAGACUGCUCUCUAGUGUGCAUAUUCUCAUACUGUGGCUGCAUUUUACCUUGUGCACCAUACUCUGCAAACCUCCACAGCAGGGGCAACAUCAAUAUACUGAAUUUGCAGCAGCUUUUCUGAAAAAACAAUUAAAUGCAUCAAUUUGCAUCAUUUUUGUGUUAUUUUGCAAUAAAUUAAGAUAAUGUUUACAACUUGUAAGUCAGCAGGAAUAAAAAUGUUUAAAGAAC